AUGUCCGGGCUAGCGGAGUUGGAGGCGGAGAAGGAGCAGUACCGAGAACAGCUUGACCUCGUUCUUGCGCAGCUGCGUGAUGACCCCGGAAAUGCCGAACUCAAGGCCCUCGAGCAGGAGUUGAAAAAUUUCGUCGAUCUCCUCAACGAAAACAUUGCAGAACUGAAGCCGAAACAGGCCCCCAAGGCGGCUCCAAAGCAGCCCUCGCCUCAGCCCGAACCUGAGAAAUGGUCGCGAGAGAACCAUCCCGCCUUCAAGAAGACUGCGGCUCCGCCGCCAGAGGAAAAGGACGACGCGCCUAUCACCUACCAAGUCAAUGAUACUGUAAUGGCAAAAUGGAUGUCCGGCGACAAGGGCUUUUACCCCGCGAAGAUUACUUCCAUCACUGGAUCAGCUGCCGCACCGGUCUACGUUGUCAAAUUCAAGAGCUACGAUAAUACAGAAACUGUACGAUCACGCGAUAUUCGUCCCGUUUCGAACAAGAGAAAGGCGGAUGCGCCACCUCCGCCGCCGUCCGGCCCGGCGCCGCCUGGUCUCGUGUCCUCGGCGGGCGCGACUACAUAUCCAAACGCCGGCAAGGACGGAGACACAGAAGCCAAACCACCGAAGCCGAAGAAAAUAAAGGCCAAGAAGGAGCUCGAGGCCGGAAAGAGCAAGUGGCAGGAUUUUAACUCCAAGUCCAAGUUUGGAAAGACGCAGAAGAAGGAGAGCAUGUUCCGGACGCCAGAUGGCGUUCACGGUAGAGUUGGCUUUACUGGAUCUGGACAAGCAAUGCGCAAAGAUCCGGGCCGAAGCCGCCAUGUCUACCAGGUGAACGAAGAUUUAGACUAA
Akanthomyces muscarius is the source of this 831-nucleotide messenger RNA. RefSeq lists its product as uncharacterized. The transcript has 3 exons. The record is from RefSeq and is a predicted model, not a curated record. Gene Ontology annotation, biological process: negative regulation of DNA-templated transcription. The coding region runs from base 1 to 831 and encodes 276 amino acids. Gene Ontology annotation, molecular function: DNA-binding transcription factor activity. NCBI's taxonomy places the organism in Eukaryota, Fungi, Ascomycota, Sordariomycetes, Hypocreales, Cordycipitaceae.